Epinephelus moara (kelp grouper) is the source of this 5052-nucleotide messenger RNA. Its product is annotated as E3 ubiquitin-protein ligase TRIM39-like. The record is from RefSeq and is a predicted model, not a curated record. Gene Ontology annotation, molecular function: zinc ion binding; protein binding. Bases 2391 to 4013 code for a protein of 540 amino acids. The transcript is spliced from 3 exons. Lineage: Eukaryota; Metazoa; Chordata; Actinopteri; Perciformes; Serranidae.
AUGUGGUGGAACAGGAGAUUCUCAUCAUGGAUGUGCAGCCGAGAAAUCUGCAGCAACUGUGUGAUGCUAUCAUGUCAAUAUGGACCAAAAUCUGGUUGAAACUAUGACACCAAGAAUUAAGGCAGUUCUGAAGGCAAAAGGGGUUCAACCUGGUACGAGCAAGGUGUACCUAAUAAAGUGGCUAAAGCACAAAAGAUUUCAGACUUUGCCCUUAUUCCAAAAAAGAUCAUAUUCCCAUCAAGCUGUUGACAUGGCAAAUGAAAAUGAAUAUUCUACCAAUAUUCCUGCACGGUCAUGGAGGACCUGGAAAAGUCAUGGAAUUUCACAGUCACGUUUUCUGUUCUGAUUUGAUUUUCUAAUAAUAUAAUCAGCCUUUAAUACAUCUCAGUAAUUAUGUCCACAGAAUAUUAAUCUCAGGAGGGUUUGAACAAGCUGUUUUCUGGAGAUACUUAAGGUAUUCAGGAUGUUCUGAUAUUUGGGUUCUGAACGGCACUGUUUUGAAGCACUUUAUAUGUUUUAUUUGCAGUUUUAUAAAGACCAGAGGUUCAGCUCCCAGGAGUUCCCUCUAAAAGUGUAAGUGGGGCAAAGUUUGAGCCACUCAGCUCCUGCUUGUUGUGCCUGACCCCUUGUGGUCAGACUCACCUGGAUGCCACAUGACAGACCGGCCUCCUGACAGUGACAAAGGCGAUGGUAUCUACAGCACAAUCCAAGCGGAUGAUACAAAAUGUCAAAGAAAUAACAGACUACAAUGUUAUCGAGAAAGAGAGAACUUUCAGACUGUGCUAUUGUCGUUGCUACAUUUGUGUGCUGGAUUAGGAAAAGACAGGAUGGACUUAUCUCAGAGGAGAAGCGGAUAAUUUAUUGGAUAUGAAACCAAAAGCUUGUUUUGGAGGUGAAGCAGGAAAUUAAAAGUUUAUUUUGGCAUACUUUGUUACAUAUCAACAUGUAUAAACUUCACACAUUUUGCAUCAUUGCAUCACCUGUAUUGUUUCCGUGCAGUGUCUUAAACAAUGUGAUGGCCUGACCUGUGCCAAUAUACCAUUAUAAAUCCCCUUAAGUAAAGGGAUCUUUCUUUUAAAAAGGUAUCUGUAAAAUGUCCGCCUAUGACAACUUUAUUUAAAUAUCAAGUGAAAGGUAAAGAGACAAUUAUAAUAAUAAUCUGAGCCGCUCCGUGGCAAAAAUAAGCACUUUUAAUGGACAUACAGUGACGAUGUCCAGUUGCCCCAUGUACCUCCAUUGCAGCUUGUUCCACAGCUGCCGGCUCCAUCAAUCAUCAGAAACGCUACUGUUUGUAUCAGUCUCUUUGUUCAAUUUCCACGGGGAAAUAGGGGCCAGGUUGAAAAAUGCCGAAAUUAUCCUUUAAGUCAGAACCCUAACCAUCUCCAAAGUAAUUUUUACUUUGCACUUUUUAUUGAGGGAAUGAGACGAUCUAUUAAUCAAAAUCAUCACUUUUCACUGUAUAAAUUAUUUUCGUGACAAACAUCCAUUUCAUGGAGGGGAAAUUUAAAAAUUAUUUUAAUAAAACACAGGGUCAUGUUUUGUUUUAACUCAGGUAGAGACAUCUGAAAACCCCCUUUGAGUAUUUCUGCUUGAACCUGCCGCAUGCCCCCAACCUUUGGAAUUACAAUUGUUUACAAAUGAGCAAUGAGCUACAAUUAGCAAGUUAGCUAUGAGCUAAAUUAAUAAGUUCGCUAUGAGCUAAAAUGAGCAUAUUACAUAUGAGCUAAAUUAGCAAGUUAGCUAUGAGCUAAAUAAGUAAGUUAGCUAUGAGCUAAAUUAGCAAGUUAGCUAUGAGCUAAAUAAGUAAGUUAGCUAUGAGCUACAAUUAGCAAGUUAGCUUUGAGCUAAAUUAGCAAGUUGGGGUCAUCCCUAUGUUUCCCAGGUUCUAUGUUUCCCGCUUACUAAAAAAAAGGUUCUAUGAUCCCCGCUUAUCCAAAAAAGGCAGGAAACAUAGCAGUUGCAUUAAUAUGUUGUUUUAACAUCUCUAAACACACACAACGGAACAUAAUGGGGAGAAAUUACAAUGAGAAACGUACCCUUUGGGCGAUCUGUGGUGGGCAAUCUGGGCAAUUAUAUCCUUUCCAGAAGGUUGGGGAACAUAGAACCUUUUUUGCAGGGUUAAGUGGGGAACAUAUAACCCGGGAAACAUAGAUACGCUCCCAGUUAGCUAUGAGCUAACUGGGAGCGUAUCUUUAACUUCACAAAUACUGAUACUCCUGUGAAUGGAGCUGGAAGAGUUAAAUGUUAUCAGGAAAUGGAGCAGGGGAGGAGACGUUACCAACGUCAACAUGCUGAAACGAAACUUGAGGAGACUGAAGGAGUUGCUUUCAAAGUGUAGUUUGCUUUGAUAUUGUUGCGCAGCUGCUUUUAAAACCUGCUACUUUACAGAUAUGGCAACUUCCAGCUGUCUGCUGUCAGAGGAGAAGUUCCUUUGUUCUGUCUGUCUGGAUGUGUUCACUGAGCCAGUCUCAACGCCAUGUGGACACAACUUCUGCAGUGCAUGUAUCCAUAAGUAUUGGGACAGCAGGGACAUUUGCCAGUGUCCAUUAUGCAAAAGAACAUUUUCUCCAAGACCUCAACUCCAAGUCAACACUUUUGUGUCUGAGUUACUCGCUGAGUUUAAGUCGUCAGUUCAAGUUAAAGCCUCAACUCCAGACCCACAACUUCCUGGAACAGCAGACGUUCUUUGUGAUAUCUGCUCUGAUUUAAAGGAAAAGGCCGUCAAAUCUUGCCUGACGUGUCUUGUGUCUUUCUGUGAAGUGCACCUUGAGCCACAUCACAGAGUUGCACGUCUCAAGAGCCACACAUUAUUAGACCCUGUGAAGAAUCUUGAUGACAAAAUGUGCAAGACACACAACAAGAUAACAGAACUGUACUGCAGGACUGACCAGGCCUGUAUUUGUGUCUUGUGUUUCAAAACCGAUCACAGGAGUCACAAUGUUGUCCCACUUGAGGAAGAAUAUGAAGCAGUGAUGGCAAAGAAAGAUGAGACCAUGGCAAAUAUCCAAAAGAUGAUAGAGUCACGGUGUGAGAAGAUAGCUGAGAUUGAAGAGUCACUUGAAGUCAGCCAGAGAGAAGCUGAGAAAGAGAAAGAAGCCAGUGUGCAGGUCUUCACUGACCUGAUCCGCUCCAUCCAGAGAAGCCAGGCCGAGCUGGUUGAGCUGAUUGAGGAGAGGUACAGAGCAACAAAGCAAAAGGCGGAAGGUUUCCUCACAGAACUGAGGAUGGAAGUCGCUGAGCUCCAGAGCAGAAGCAGCCAGCUGGAGCAGCUGUCACAGUCUGAGGAUCACCAUCAUUUUCUCCAGAGCUUCUCAACCCUGUGCUCUCCUUCAAACAAGGACUGGACCAACGUCAGUGUUCACAGCCAUCUGUCUUUGGAGGCAGUGAGAGGGGCUGUGAGUCUGCUGAAACAAAGACUUGAUGAAAUAAUGGAGGAGAUCAAAAUGAUCAGAAUGAGAGAACAUGCAGUGGACUUGACCUUUAACCCUGACACAGCAUAUGACUCACUUGUUAUCAGCCAGGAUGGAAAACAAGUGACAAAUGUAGGCACAGAACAGAAACUUCCCUACAGUCCAAAGAGGUUUGAAGUGUGCACAGAGGUUUUGUCAAAGGAGGGGUUCACAUCAGGGAAGUUUUAUUAUGAAGUGCAAGUGACAGGAAAGACUGAGUGGUAUCUUGGAGUGGUCAGAGAGUCUGUUGAGAGAAAGGAGGACAUGGAUUUGUUCAUUGAAAAUGGUUACUGGACCUUUGGACUUGAUGAGGGUUCAUAUAUCGCUCAUACAACAGCAAGAGUUGAACUCACAGUGAAAGGAAAGCUUGAGAAGGUGGGGAUCUUUGUGGACUAUGAUAAGGGAAAGGUUUCUUUCUAUGAUGUGAAUUCUAAAUCUCAUAUCUAUUCUUUCACUGGCUGCCACUUCACAGAGACACUGUAUCCAUAUUUCUGCCCUCAAGGUUUCAUGGAUGGAACAAACUCCGCCCCUCUCAUCAUAACCCCUGUACCUACAACACACUGAGUUUGGCCCUUCUUUAAAAGGUCCAGUGUGUAAAAGCCCAGAUUCACCAAACCUGAAAGAUGAAGGCCGUUGCUGUGUCGUGACCAAAAAAGUUGCGCAUCACGAAAUGUUUCUGCUACAUAGUUCAAUGGAUAAGAGAAAAAUAAACUUACUUAAUGUAACAAGUAGAUUUUGAUCUUGACAGACGCUCUUCAACAGCCCAACUUUGACUGACAGUCGACCAUCAGCUUGGUGCGUCAGGGCCUUAAGAUUUAGGGGGUUUUAGUGGCAUCUAGUGGUGAGGACUGCAGAUUGCAACUAACUGAAACUUCUCCCGAUUACAAAUUUUCAGUGUCCAUCACUAGGAAGUAUUUACUUGGAGCUGACUUCUCCGCAGACGUCUCUUCCUCUUCAAUAACAAACAAAGUCAGUAAUUUAAACCGGUAAAAAACAUGGUGGUCUCCGUAGACGAGGACCGGCUCCAUAUAUAGAUAUAAACGGCUCAUGCUAAGGUAACAAAACGACAAUGAUUCUUAUUUUCGGGUGAUUAUACACUAAAGAAAACAAACUGUUAUUACAUUUAAUUUCUGCCAAUACAUCCCCUUUAAUCCUACACACUGGACCUUUAAUGUCAAUACACUUUACAGAUCUGCAAAUGCUAUAUUGGUAAUCUCAAACUAGCCUCUCUAAUAUUUACAUGUUUUCUCUUUAUGCAUGGAUAUAUAAAAGAAGCAUGACGCUGCAUGACAAGUGACUUCCUGUUUCCCUCUCUACAGUGUACAUUUCUGUAAAUAUGAUGAUGUGAACUCAUGAUACUAAUGUUGCACAGUUAUAUUGUCAGAUCCUGUUGUAUCACAAUAGAGGAUAUAAUGUUUCUCUGUUCAGACGUUCUGUUCUCUUACAAUCUUCUGCUCCUGCAAAAUCAGACAUGUUUUGCCUUUCAAAGACCAGUGUCUAAAUAUUCUUCAUUUUGUUGCUUUCUUGUGAUUCACUGUGAAUUUUGUGCUUCUGUGACAACUGGGGCUGAAUAAACUGCACAUCUAAACUUGAUUAGACGAGA